This is a messenger RNA of Adineta ricciae, 1026 nucleotides long. The record is from the annotation of a GenBank genome assembly. NCBI's taxonomy places the organism in Eukaryota, Metazoa, Rotifera, Eurotatoria, Adinetida, Adinetidae.
AUGGAACCAAUAUUUGCUCAACUAUCGAAAACUAUCACUGCCAACACGGACCAGAUUCGUGAAAAUACUAAUGAAAUCGAACGAUAUGCAGUUAUGACACGAGAUGAACGACGAAAAUAUGGUUGGACUCGCCUUGAAGUAGUAUUGUACAGCACCACUGAUCUAAUUGCAAAAUCGAGCGACUUGUUUGUUCAACUUAGAAAAACAUCGAAUCAGAGCGACGAAGCACAUUCGUUGAUUUUAAAACUGGAAUCAACCUAUUUCAAUGUACUUCAUCAUUUUCAAGUGGUACAGAAGACGGCACUUGACUCUAUAGCCGAUAAACUAUCAUCUCUGCUCCCUUCGGAACAAGAUGUGCUGUCCACUCCGUCAAAUGAUAGUACGAAAUAUGAACAUAAUCAGACGUCAUUCAUUUCCAAACAGGACGUGACAUCACCGAUCGGGCAGAAAAGAACUACGACAAUGUACAGAAAUGAAACAACACGAAUGUCUUCUACUAAUCGAUCGAAUCCAACGAGAAGCCAACGAACAAGAUGGAACGACGCGCGUUUUGCAACGUUUCGUUCAUUUAACGAUUUUCUCUUGGAUGCAACAUGGAAUGUACCCGAUUUUACAGACACAACUCGUCUACAAAAUCGAAUCAUUAGCAAUUUACUUUACUAUCAAACGAAUUACAUUAUAUUUCUAACGGUCUGCCUUUUCCUAACUAUAAUCACACAUUUCGUUGAUUUUAUCAUCUGUCUAUCAUUGAUUCUUAGUCUUCUCAUUCGAUCGAAGAAUACGUUUACCAAAGCCGUUCCUUUUGUCUUAAUUUUCAUCAUCUACUAUAAAUUAAGUCUUGUCGGCGUAUUAAUCAUGCUGCUUUUUGGUCUUAUGCUACCUAUUCUAGUGAUCAUCUGUCAUGCAAUACUUCGGAAACGUAAUUUGUCCAACAAAAUUUCGAAUCAUCUCGAUCGCAGUCGCUUACAACAAACGCCGAUGGCGAUUUUCCUGAAAAUGCUAUCACUUGAAGGUUUUGAUGAAUAA